Messenger RNA from Papilio xuthus (Asian swallowtail), 3154 nucleotides. RefSeq names its product Zinc-finger protein 72D (gene Zn72D). The transcript has 20 exons. Gene Ontology annotation, molecular function: zinc ion binding; double-stranded RNA binding; single-stranded RNA binding. Gene Ontology annotation, cellular component: precatalytic spliceosome. Lineage: Eukaryota; Metazoa; Arthropoda; Insecta; Lepidoptera; Papilionidae. The record is from RefSeq and is a predicted model, not a curated record. The coding region runs from base 110 to 2932 and encodes 940 amino acids.
CAGUCGCCGCCAUAUUAAUUUCGUCAAAGACAAAACGCCGGCCUUUUUUAUUUCCCCUUUUCUGUCAGCCGUGAAGCGUUCAUAUAGUUUCGACACAGAAAAUUGGUAAAUGAUGGCAGCAAAUAAUUACUUUGGGUUCACCCACGGGGGAACCCAAUACGGCGCGGCAACAGCGUCGGCAGCCUACGGCGGUCAGACUGGGUACGCCGUAGCGCCAGCCGCCACCGCCGCCACUUACGGCACCCAGCGCGCCGCGGCCACGGGCUACGAUACUGCAUAUCAAGCCGCAGCCGCCACACAAGCGGCGGCGCACGCGCACGCGCAGGCGGCCGCGGCGGCUGCGUCGGCGUACGAUGCCAGCAAGAGCGCGUAUUACCAGCAGGCGUACCCCGCGCCUCCGCAGCAACCGGCAUACGAUGCCGCCAAGCCCGCCUACACCACACCCGCCACCUACGCGCAGGUGACCACCACCGCCUACGCCGCGCACACCGCGCACUCCGCCCACACCGCGCCCGUCUCCUACCAAGUCCAGGGAGGCGCGCGUGCGGGCGGCGGGGCGAAGGCCUAUGGGGGCGUAUACACUGCCACCACGGCGGCCACCUCGUACCCCACGCAGCCCUACAGCGCGCCCGCCGCGCAGCCCGCCAAACGUAUGUAUGCUCUCUACAAUGCCGCCACUAUGUAUGUCGCGCAACAAACUAAGACUGGAGGGGGCGGUGGUUGGAAGAACUACAACAAAGGCGGAGUGGGCGCGGGUCAGUCGCGGCGCCCCAAGCCGCCGCCCAAGGCGCAGCAGUUGCACUACUGCGAUGUCUGUCGAAUUUCCUGCGCCGGCCCUCAGACGUACAAGGAGCACCUGGAGGGGCAGAAGCACAAGAAGAAGGAGGCGGCGGUGAAGAUGUUCUCGUCGGGCGGGGGCGCGGGUGGUGCGGGCGGCGCGGGCGGCGGCGGGGCGGGCGCGGGCGUCGGGCGGGGUGCGGGCGGGGCGCUGCGGUGCGAGCUGUGCGACGUGACGUGUACGGGCGCGGACGCGUUCGCGGCGCACGUGCGCGGCAUCAAACACCAGAAGGUUCUCAAGCUGCACACGAUGCUCGGCAAGCCAAUACCGCCGGCCGAGCCCGCCAAGAUACACACAGCGAAAAAGACGGUGGCCGGUACGCCCAAGAUCGCUUUCGUGGCGUCUGGAGAGCUCAGCAGUGUGGCGAGCGGUGAGGCUGAGGGCGGCGCGUGCGCAGACAAGGACGGCGACGACGAGGAGGGCGAGCCGGAGCCCGAGGUGCAGCCCGUCGGUCAGGACUACAUCGAGGAGAUCCGCGGCGACGACGGCAAGGCGCUCAGCUUCAACUGCAAGCUCUGCGACUGCAAGUUCAACGACCCCAACGCCAAGGAGAUGCACAUGAAGGGCCGCCGCCAUCGCCUCCAGUACAAGAAGAAGGUGCAACCGGACCUCGAGGUGAAGGUGAAGCCGUCGACGCACCAGCGCAAGCUGGCGGAGGCCAAGGCGCAGCGCAUGAUGGGCCGCGACGACAUGUGGGCCCGCCGCCGCUUGCAUGACGGCAUCGAGGACGAGGAGCGCGUGUACUGGGAUGGCAGCGCGGAGGCGUGGUGGGGGCGCGGCCCGCUCCCGCCUCACAUGCACCACCACCACCACCAGGGCUUGGGCGCGCCGUACGGCACGCUGGCGCGGCGCGGCGAGACGGCGGACGACCGGCACGUGCUGGCGCGCCACGCCGACAUCUACCCCACAGAGGAGGAGCUGGAGACCAUACAGCGCGUCGUCUCGCAGACUGAGCGCGCCCUCAAGUCGCUCUCCGACGCCCUCGCCGACGCCAACAAGCCUAAGCAGCAGGCGCAACCCAACAAAGCCCCGCCCAAGCCGGAGGACAAGAAGGACGACAAGCCCGAAGGCAAGGAGGACGGCCGCGACAACCAAUUGUUCUCGUUCGCGGGCGAGGGCGAGGUGAGCGGCGGCGGCGGGGGCGGGAGCGCAGGCGCGGGCGGUGCGGGUGGUGCGGGGGCGGGCGAGGUGGCGCGCGCACUGAAAGGCGUGAUGCGCGUGGGCCUGCUGGCCAAGGGGCUGCUGCUGCGAGGCGACCGCGACGUGCGCCUCGUGGUGCUCUGCCACGACCGCCCCACCGUCACGCUGCUCAAGCGCGUCGCCGCAGACCUGCCGCACCACCUCAUGCGCAUCAAGUGCGCGGGCGACGAGUUCAAGUACAAGGUGGAUCUGCUACCGGCGGAGGGCGCGGUGCAGGUGUCGGACGGCAACGUCAACGUGCUCGUCAGCCUCACCUCCGCCGUCAUGCGCGAGCCUGCAGAGGGUGGCGACGUAAAGCGCGACGACAAGGACGUGCUACCGCGGCAGAAGUGUUUGGACGCGUUGGCCGCCCUUCGGCACGCCAAGUGGUUCCAGGCUAGGGCGGCCAGUCUGCAGUCCUGCGUCAUCAUCAUACGCAUCAUGCGCGACCUGUGCCGCCGCAUACCCACCUGGGUGCCGCUCAACCCAUACGCUAUGGAGCUGCUGGUGUCGGGCGUGAUGCAGUCCGCGGGCGCGGCGCUGUCUCCGGGCGAGGCGCUGCGCCGCGUGAUGGAGGCGGUGGCGGGCGGCCUGCUGCUCGACCACGGCCCCGGUCUGCGCGAUCCCUGCGAGAAGGAACUCGUUGACGCGCUGGGCAACCUGCCGUCACAGAAGCGCGAAGACCUGACGGCGUCCGCGCAGCAGUACCUCAGGCAAAUUGCAUUUAGACAGAUACACAAGGUGCUGGACAUGGAGAUGCUGCCGAAGCCGAAGCACACCGGCGGUCCGUGGAAGUUCCCGCGCAAGCGCAGGCGCUCCAACACCGACACAGACCCUGACCAGCCCAAUGGUGAAGGCAAAGUGGUAAAGACGGAAGAGAAGAUGGACGCGACGGAGUCGAGCGCGAAGAAGUAACGCUUGGGGCUGCGCGCGGAGGGGAGGGAGGGCCCGCCCUGCGCGCCGCACCUUGCCACUCGCACUUGUUUUGUUGUGUAGGAGGUGUCGUACACGAACUUUAUUCAUUCGGAAUUGAACUUUGAUACUAAGCGUAGUAGACGAGUAACACUUUGCCUCUAACGAAACACAAAAGGUGGCGCAAACCUUUUUAAAUUAAUUCAAUUCUUGCAAGUUUGUCUU